Molecule: messenger RNA, 2137 nt
Organism: Pseudo-nitzschia multistriata
Lineage: Eukaryota; Bacillariophyta; Bacillariophyceae; Bacillariales; Bacillariaceae
Source: the annotation of a GenBank genome assembly
CAUGAUCAUUUUUGCCUGCUGCUGCCUUCGCAUAAAAUUGUAAUCUACAACGAAAAUCUGACUACCAAGAUGAUUCGGUCUGAAAGUGGCACCGACCUAUUGCUGCAUUCGUCGCUGUCCGUUCCUUUCCACAUAAUUGACUUUGAAGUAAAUGGCAUCGGUGGUGGAUUUGUUGUUGUCAAUCAUUAUGGGGAUUAUGGGCUGUCUGCCGCUCGAAUCGACAUCGGAGUCUUAGGAGACGACUGGAGAGACAUUGACUCGGCGUUGCUUUAUUUGCACAGCACUGCUAGCUUGACCAGUACAAAGUGUACCACCACAGGACUCAAUUUGGGCGGAGCGGGAGUCCUCCUUUACUUUUGUUCCAGAAAUCAAUUUACUGAUUCGAAUCGCAAAACGUUGUUGGCUGCUCUGGUCGAGGAGCUCAAGGGAUUCACAAAAAGCAAUAUAUUGUGCCUUCCUAGAAACCUUUCAAACGAGGACCUGACCCACAUGUACAAGAAAAAUGAAAUAGUAACCAUGCGGCACGAUAACGAAGGCAUCGAUAAUGCAUUUGUACCCUUGGCCAAAACAAAAAGGAAGGGUUCCUUUGCUAUUGCAACGGAAUCUUUCGACUACCCCAUUCCGAAGGCAUUGAUUACUCAAGAAGAAAAUCUAGUCGCCAAAAGUGCCGCUUAUUCGAGUUUUGGAUCCAUUCUUACCCUUAUGAAAGCAAAAGAAUGGACAAGCGCCCGCAUCGUUCUACUCGGCGUGACACACUUGGCACUCGAACUUUACCAAUUACUGAAAAGAGAAACCGAUACAGUUUUUCUUAGUAAUCCGCAUCCAUCGAAGGAGGAUCUUCAAUCAAAAAUCCCUUCGGAUGCCUUUAUUUCUUGGGACGAGGCUCAUAAAUCCAAAGAAGAGUGGGAUAUUAUGGUAUUUUGUUCACAGAGUUGUCCGUCUCUCGAUGAAUCGGUAAUAUCGUCCAUUCGAACAAAAGCUGUGAUUUCCGUGUCGGAUGAUCUAUUGCCCAUGGAUGAAAAACGACGCGAGGAAGUUCUCUUGACACUCGUAAAGAGAGAUAUCUUUGAGGCCGCAGAUGGCAUCAGUGACUUGGGAGAAAUCGCCAAGGUAUUUAGUUUGGCUGGUGGUACGACUUUCUCGUUCAACGAUGCAUUUGGAAUGGGUUGCCGAGUAAUGGAAAAGAAACUGCACCUGCACGGAAUUGUUCACAGCGAAGAUGUCACAGCAAAGCGGAAAUUCCACGAUCUAAUGCUUCACGCACUUGAGAAGGACGAGAAUGCCAGGUUGUUUGGCUUAGGUACCGUCAUGCAUCAGUCGUCGGACCGGAUGACAGCGUGGCUCUGGAGCCGUGCCCGCAGCAUGUGCCCAUCCUAUCGCGCAAUGUCAUCAAAGAGUGCGACCGUGAAACCAGAGAAAGUUAGCUAUUUGGAUAUGGGUUCUGGCAAUGGUGCCGCUGCUCGUUGGAUAUGCAAGCAAGGCAAGAAAAUACACAUCACGUGCAUUGAUGUGUGUGCCAAACAAAGCUAUGAAAACAGAAACAUUUCUGACGAGGAAGGCCUCGGAAGUCAAAUCGAUGUGGUUCAAGGUUCAUACGAACGACUUAACUCAGAUUACAGCAAUUUCUUCGAUGGUUGCAUGUCGCAAGAUGCUUUCAUUCAUGCAUUUACCAAGCGAAGCGCCUUUUUGGAAGCUUUCCGUGUAACAAAAGGAGGAGGCUGGCUUUUGAUCUCCGACUUGAUGCGUGGGGACGGAAAAGAUGGAAACGAAGAAAUGGAGGCAUUUGUGAAGGAUCACAACAUCACCAGCUGGGCUACUCCAAACGAAUGUGUGCAAUUGGCCACGGAGGCUGGUUGGUCAGAAGUAAGAUUUAUUGAUUGCACGACCGAAAUCAAUGUUUCUUUGCAUGGGCUCCUAAAGAAAAUCAAAUCGAUGAUAAAAUCAGGAGAAUAUGAAGGAAGAAAUUUACAACUUUUGAAGACACACCGUGUACGUCUGAGCAACCGAAUAGGACAAGCCGACCGCGGUAUUUUCAAAUGGGGCAUCAUUUCGGGAAGAAAACCAUACGAUGUCGUAUUUAUGAGCGAGCCACCUGUGUCACCAGAGUCUAGAAGCAUGAUAAACUACAGCGUGAAUU